AUGGACAGCAUCGCGCAGUUGGCCCUCCAGCGCGGAGGCUACGACUUCUCCAACCACCAGAGAAAUGUCCGUUUGCUCAUGGACGCGGCGAAGCGUUGUCCCUCCUCGGCAGGCUCGCCGACGCCGCCCGGGUUGCCCCCCGCCCGAAAAACAGGGACGACCAUCUGCGGGGUUGUGUGCAACGGCGCGGUCGUUUUGGGCGCCGACACACGCGCCACGGAAGGCACGAUCGUGGCCGACAAAAACUGCAGCAAACUCCACAGAAUCGCCGAUAACAUGUACGCCGCAGGAGCCGGCACCGCUGCCGAUCUGGACCACAUGUGCGACUGGCUCGCCGUUCAGGUCGAAUUGCACCGUCUCAACACCAAUGCGCAGCCUCGCGUCUCCAUGGCCGUUUCCGUUCUGAGCCAGGAGCUCUUCAAGUACCAGGGGUACAAGGGUUGCGCAGUGGUCCUCGGCGGCGUCGAUUUCAAGGGCCCACAUAUCUACAAAAUUCAUCCACACGGCAGCACGGACUGCUCGAACUUUGCAGCCAUGGGCAGCGGCAGUCUGAAUGCCAUGGCCAUCCUAGAGGCAGGGUACAAGGACGGCAUGACACUGGAGGAGGGAAAGGCCCUCGUGUGCGAUGCCAUCAAAGCUGGUGUCCUGAACGAUUUGGGGAGUGGCGGAAACAUCGAUCUGUGCAUUAUUACCCGUGAGGGUGCGCAGCACAUUCGCCAGUACGAGACGCCCACGCAGCGGCCGUUCCAGGCGACGCACCCUGUCUUCCCCAAAGGCACGACGCCGGUUCUCCUCGAGAAGAUUGAACACCUCAAGAACCGUCUCGAGUUCUCGCAAGAAGUCGAGAUGGUUGAGGCUUGA
Messenger RNA from Neospora caninum, 861 nucleotides. RefSeq names its product PsmB, related. The record is from RefSeq and is a predicted model, not a curated record. The transcript has 4 exons. NCBI's taxonomy places the organism in Eukaryota, Apicomplexa, Conoidasida, Eucoccidiorida, Sarcocystidae. Gene Ontology annotation, molecular function: threonine-type endopeptidase activity. Gene Ontology annotation, cellular component: proteasome core complex. Bases 1 to 861 code for a protein of 286 amino acids.